CUGGGUUUUAGCUUUCCCCGCGGCGCGUUGCUGGCCGUAGUGCGGCCCCGCCCCCACGGCCCUCUGCGACCCCGGCCGGCCGGCCGGCCGGCUGCCCCCGUUCCCGGUCCGGAGCCGCGCGCGAGGACGGCUGAGGCCGCAGGAGUGGUUGGAAGAACAAUGCAUGUGAGUCUUUGACACCAUGAUAUCCAUCAGGCAAAGAAAAGGAAUACAAACCACAGAAGUUUCAGAGGAUUACGUGGCACAAGAAGAAAAUGUGAAGUUGGAAAAUAAAUUGUCAUCUAGUUGUACCAAUAGAAGAUUAUGGACGAUUCUUUCAUUUACAAUUGGUGGAACUGUUGCCCUUUGCACUGGACUUCUUACAUCUGUCUACCUGGCCACUUUACAUGAGAAUGAUUUGUGGUUUUCUAAUAUUAAGGAAGUGGAGCGAGAAAUCUCAUUCAGAACAGAAUGUGGACUGUAUUACUCCUACUACAAGCAGAUGCUGCAGGCUCCAACCCUCAUGCAAGGUUUUCAUGGCUUAAUAUAUGAUAACAAAACCGAAUCUAUGAGGACAAUUAACCUCCUUCAACGAAUGAAUAUUUACCAAGAGGUUUUUCUCAGUAUUUUAUAUAGAGUUCUACCCAUACAGAAAUAUAUAGAGCCAGUUUAUUUUUAUAUUUACACCUUAUUUGGACUCCAAGCAAUUUAUGUCACAGCUCUUUACAUAACCAGCUGGCUCCUGAGUGGUACAUGGCUGUCAGGACUCUUAGCAGCUUUCUGGUAUGUCACAAAUAGAAUAGAUACCACAAGGGUUGAGUUUACCAUCCCACUGAGAGAGAAUUGGGCGCUGCCAUUCUUUGCAAUUCAGAUAGCAGCAAUUACAUAUUUCCUGAGACCAAACUUACAGCCCCUUUCUCAAAGGCUGACACUUCUUGCCAUUUUCAUAUCAACUUUUCUCUUUAGUCUAACAUGGCAAUUUAAUCAAUUUAUGAUGCUGAUGCAAGCAUUAGUGCUGUUCAUACUGGACUCCUUGGACAUGCUGCCAGCAGUGAAGGUGACAUGGCUGUAUGGUAUACAGCUAACAGGUUUACUCCUUGUCUGCAUUCUUCAGUUUUUUAAUUCCAUGAUUCUCGGAUCAUUGCUUAUCAGUUUUAACCUUUCGGUGUUAAUUGCAAGAAAACUUCAGAAAAACCUGAAAACUGGAAGCUUCCUUAAUAGGCUUGGGAAACUGUUGUUACAUUUAUUUGUGGUUUUAUGUUUGACACUUUUUCUCAACAACAUUAUUAAGAAAAUUCUUAACCUCAAGUCAGACGAACACAUAUUUAAAUUUCUGAAGGCAAAAUUUGGAUUUGGAGCAACAAGAGAUUUUGAUGCAAACCUGUAUCUGUGUGAAGAAGCAUUUGGCCUUCUGCCUUUUAAUACAUUUGAAAGGCUUUCAGAUACUCUGCUUUUUUAUGCUUAUAUAUUUGUUCUGUCCAUCACAGUGAUUGCAGCAUUAGCUGUUGCCUUCCGUAAUCUCAGUGAUUCUACAAAUCAGCAAUCCAUGUAUAAAAUGGGAGAGUACAGAAUCGGCCUGAAACCAGAAACUGCCUACAAUUUGAUACAUACGAUUCUGUUUGGAUUCUUGGCAUUGAGUACAAUGAGAAUGAAGUACCUCUGGACAUCACAUAUGUGUGUGUUUGCAUCAUUUGGCUUAUGCAGCCCUGAAAUAUGGGAGUUACUUCUGAAGUUGAUCCAUCUUUAUAACCCAAAGAGGAUAUGUAUAAUGCGAUAUUCAAUACCGAUAUUAAUACUGCUGUAUCUGUGCUAUAAGUUCUGGCCAGGAAUGAUGGAUGAGCUCUCCGAGUUGAGAGAAUUCUAUGAUCCAGAUACAGUGGAGCUGAUGAACUGGAUUAACUCUAAAACUCCGAGGAAGGCUGUGUUUGCUGGAAGCAUGCAGUUACUGGCCGGCGUCAAGCUGUGCACGGGAAGGACCUUAACCAACCACCCACACUACGAGGACAACAGCCUGAGAGAGCGAACCAAAGCGGUCUAUCAGAUAUAUGCAAAGAGAGCCCCAGAGGAAGUGCACGCCCUGCUAAGGUCCUUUGGCACCGACUACGUGAUCCUGGAAGACAGCAUCUGCUAUGAGCGCAGGCACCGCCGGGGCUGCCGGCUGCGGGACCUGCUGGACAUCGCCAACGGACAUAUGAUGGAUGGCCCAGGAAAGAAUGAUCCAGAUUUGAAACUUGCAGGCCACCCUCGCUUUUGCGAAGAGAUAAAAAGAAACCUGCCCCCCUACACGGCAUACUUCACUAGAGUGUUUCAGAACAAAACAUUCCACGUUUACAAGCUAUCCAGAAACAAGUAACAGAGCUUUCUAUUUAAUCUCUAUUUUUGAUAUGUGAAACUCCAUCAUAAUGAAACUCAAUAGAUAAUGUUUCAAAUGUAAUUAGGUAACCGGUACCUUAAAGCUGUGAUAUGAUUAAGUCUACAAAUGUUUACACAAGCGUUACCAUCUUUGAAAGUAUCUUAUACAUGCUUCAGUCUUCGUCUUGUUUCAUUAAUGUUCUUUAGCCUAAAUGUUUUCAACUUUCUAAAAGUGAUCUAGAAUUUUGUUGUUGGGGAGAACAGUUAAGUGUUCCAUAGGUAGCCUGAACAGCUGCAUAUCAUGUUGGAAAUCUAGAGCCUCUUUCAAGAUUUGAAAUACUUCUAAUUUUUAAUUGACUUACAACAGCUAUAGUUGAAUUGAAUUGAGGGGAUACAUAAUUAAAUUAUUUAAUAUUUUUUCACUAGUGAAGACCAACUGGUGGCUUUUUAAAAAGCUCUCUAUUGUCCUGUUUCACCUAAAAAUUUUAUAAUGUUUUUAAUUUGUCAUGCUUUGAAUAUUUUUUUAAAAAUCAUGUUAAGUCUUCAUAUGUAUCUAAAAUUUUUUGUUGUGCUCCAUCUGAAAUGUAAUGUGUAGCACUUCAGUAGUAUGUGUCAGUGUGUGUAUGUGUGUACACGGGCAUGUGCAUGAAUGUUUUAAUGCUGGGCACAGAAAAGUGUUACAAGUUCCAUAUUGUAAGUCCUUAAAGCAGCAGAAAUGUUAUGUAGCUGAGUAGAAUUUGUUACUGUAUAGUGUUACUAUUUUAAAACCUGUUGAUACUAUUUAAUCUAUCCUGCAAGUAAGAAAAUUCUUCAUUUCUUACUCAUUCAAAUUUACUGGGUUUGCAAAAUUUUGUAAACUCUUUGUUUUUAGCCUUUGUAUUUUUUACAGCCUAGAACCUUGCAAAGUCUUACUAUUUUUAAAAUGUUGUAUCUUAACUAACUCACUACUAUGAUAUUUUUGGCAGAGAGCAUUUUCAUACCAAGUUUGAUUUGUGGUCUCCAAUCUUACUGUGAGGGCCCUUGAUAGGUGGUUCUUUUUCUUACUCAAAGGUAACCAAGUGCCUCUAAGUCAUGCUUAUUUGUAAACAACGAAGAGGAUUAUGUGUACCUUGUACCUGCUCAAAAAUUUUUUGAUAAUUGCUUUUGUAAUUAAUUUCUAAUGAUAGGGACAUGUAAAAGUUACUGAUAAAAGCAUAUUGUGUAUUUAAUUAAAUCAAGAUAGCUAAUGAAAUUAACUUUCACCUCUCAUGCCAGUUGGAAAUGAUUUAAAUAUUUCUCCUUGCAAAUCACUGUAGACAUGAAGACGGAUAUAUCACAUGUUCAAAUGAUUUUCUCUUCAGCUACUACUUAAGCAGUAUUCAAAAAGAAAUUUUACACUAUCAUGUUGGGUUCAAGGAAGGAUACUUGGCUUUUAUCAAAACUUAUUUAAAUAAAAAAUUGACAGUAGCUGGGUUAUUAAAUUAUGCAACUGAAACUCCUGAAUUAUAUCUUUCUUGUAUCCCUUAAUAAGGUUGGAGACCACUGCAGUUUAGGAUAAUACAAUAAUAAAACAUUUUAAUCAGUACUGAAACUUUAAUUAAGCCAGUAAUGAUGCAUGCCUGUUGCAGCUGACAGCAUGGGUCAGUCCAUCCUUCAGUGAGUGCCUUACUCUAAUUGAAACCAAGCACAUGUAAGGUACAGCGUGUUCGACUAUCUAGUUACGUUUUUAAAACCCUCUAUUACCUUCUCAGAAAUAUUUCAAUUUAUUUUAAAUAUUCCUGUAUUAUUAAUCUAUGCAUUUGGGUAUUUGGAGUUUCAGUAUACAAGAAACAUGUACUUAAAUUUUUAUGCUUAUCAUCACCACAUUGAUCACAUACAGUAAUCCUUUUUUCACAGUUUAGGUGCCAUUUGUUGCCAAAACACUUAGUGUUCAGUCUUUAGUGAAAAAUAUAAAGUGCCAAAAAUUCUUGCAAGACAGAAUCCAUACAUACACGCUUUCCAGAACACUGUGACCAUGUAUAGUUGACAUUUUUAUUUCCUGAUGACCAAAUCUCUUAAUGAAUCAUGUGAAAUAUUUUUAGUGCUCCUCAGUCUUCUCUUUUAUGACCUUCUCAUUGGAGUACAUGGGAGGAAAGAGAGGAAAAGCGGCUGACCCUGGCUCUCUAAGCUCCCUGCCACACGAUCUCAGUGGCUGUGCUAAUGUUUGGUAAUAUCCUCAAAUUACGGCUGUAUUUUAUGGGUAGAAAGACCACUUGAUUUUGCUUCAGAGUUAGCAUUCAAAAGAACCUCUAAGUACAGUAAGUGCUCUUAAUUAACCUUUACUUACGUGACUCACCGGGUCCCUUCACAGUCUCCAUCCCUCUUGUAAGCUGACUUUGGCCCAGCACCAGUGGGGGCUGCUCCCUGGCAUUCUCAGGCCUCUGCUCUCUCCUUUGAGUUCUCUGCCUGCGCCAACCUUGUCUGCAUGCUCUACUUCCCGCUGUAAAUACACGAUUCAACAUAAACCCAGGAAAUUUCGCUCUAAAAUGGAAGGGUUAUUUCUGCAAAAAUUAGCUUGAAUGCUUUGGUAAGAUUUGAUAACGGUUGCCACUAAUAAAAAUUACUUUUAAAUUAAUUGUGGUUGGGAAAAUUAUAAAAUAUUGGGAUAACUUAAAAUUCAAGAAAAUUUCUGAGCUUAGAUUGCUUCACAGAUUUAUUUAUUUUAGUCCUCAUUUCACCUUAAAAAAGAUCUAGACUGAUCAGAAGGUAUUAAAAAGUACCCAAAUCAGGGCUUCCCUGGUAGCGCAGUGGUUGAGAGUCCACCUACCGAUGCAGGGGACACGGGUUCGUGCCCUGGUCCGGGAACAUCGUACAUGCCGCGGAGCGGCUGGGCCCGUGAGCCAUGGCCGCUGAGCCUGCGUGUCCGGAGCCUGUGCUCCGCGAUGGGAGAGGCCACGGCAGUGAGAGGCCCGUGUACUGCAAAAAAUAAAUAAAUAAAUAAAAAGUACCCAAAUCAUAUUAUUGGUAUGAUUUAUGCAAAAAUAAAACUGUAAUCAUUGGACCCUUAUGCAAAGGAAAGGCCUCGGCUUUACAUCAGAAGAUGAGCAAAUGAAUGUACAAUUAUACAUUUGAGGUUAUGAUUCCCUACUUUAACCAACUUUAACUUCAUUAAAUGACCAACUACUGAUACCGAUCACAGUGGCUAAUCUACUUCUACUAGAGUUGAAAGGUUCCAGUCACUUUAUUACAGACUUAAAAAGUAGGAAUUCAUUUCAGAUAUAUUAGCCAGGAGCAUAAUUAGGUGUUAUCUAGGCCAUUUGUUGUCCACUUAAAGGUGAUUUUCUUGACCUUUGUGAGAUCAACUAAAUAAAUGUGUGUGUGUGUGUGUGUGUGUAUGUGUUGGGUUGGUGCUGGUGUUGGCAAGGACAUAUGUAGAUAUUUCAUCUGGUCUGCAUCUUUACAAUUAAGUAAAAAGGUUUAUUCUGAUUACACAUGAACCUUGUAACAAUUGUAGCUCAUCUUUGGCCAAAACGUACCUGAAUUAACUAGAAAUAGUCCAUUUUUAAAUUUUCAUUUAAACGUUGGAAUUAAUAGAAGGACAAAAUGUUCUCAGAUCAUAUAUCUUGGCCAAUAUGCUCCGAAAUGGUUUAUAUAUGGCAACCUUUUGGCAUAGAAGAGAGUGCUUGUCUGUUCAUGGAAAAAAACUUUUAAACUGAGAGAGUGGCUUACUUUCUUGUGGCAAUUGAUUUUCUGUACUUAAUAUCCUAGGGGUAGAAUCUUACAAAGAGCUUUUAUAAUUUGUUGUACUGAAUUGUAUGAAGAUUGUGUACUAAAUAAAGCUAAGUUACACA
Molecule: messenger RNA, 6140 nt
Organism: Orcinus orca (killer whale)
Lineage: Eukaryota; Metazoa; Chordata; Mammalia; Artiodactyla; Delphinidae
Gene: DPY19L3
Product: dpy-19 like C-mannosyltransferase 3
Exons: 19
Coding region: 182-2332 (716 amino acids)
Cellular component (GO): nuclear inner membrane
Molecular function (GO): mannosyltransferase activity
Source: RefSeq, a predicted model, not a curated record